AUGAAAGUACCAAAUUCCAGGAUGAAAGUACCACACUCCAAGAUGAAAGUAGCACACUCCAAGCGGAAAGUACCAUACUCCAAGCUGAAAGUACCACACUCCAAGAUGAAAGUACCAAAUUCCAGGCUGAAAGUACCACACUCCAAGAUGAAAGUAGCACACUCCAAGCGGAAAACACUCCAAGAUGAAAGUACCACACUCCAAGAUGAAAAUACCACACUCCAAGAUGAAAGUACCACACUCCAAGACGAAAAUACCAAACUCCAAGAUGAAAGUACCACACUCCAAGAUAAAAAUACCACACUCCAAGAUGAAUGUACCACACUCCAAGAUGAAAGUACCACACUCCAAGUUGAAAGUACCACACUCCAAGAUGAAUAUACCACACUCCAAGAUGAAUUUACCACACUCCAAGAUGAAAGUACCACACUCCAGGCUGAAAGUACCACACUCCAAGAUGAAAGUACCACACUCCAAGAUGAAAGUACCACACUCCAAGAUGAAAAUACCACACUCCAAGAUGAAAGUACCACACUCCAAGAUGAAAGUACCACACCCCAAGAUGAAAGUACCACACUCCAAGAUGAAUGUACCACACUCCAAGAUGAAAAUACCACACUCCAAGCUGAAAGUACCACACUCCAAGAUGAAAGUACCACACUCCAAGAUGAAAAUACCACACUCCAAGAUGAAAGUACCACACUCCAAGACGAAAAUACCAAACUCCAAGAUGAAAGUACCACACUCCAAGAUAAAAAUACCACACUCCAAGAUGAAUGUACCACACUCCAAGAUGAAAGUACCACACUCCAAGUUGAAAGUACCACACUCCAAGAUGAAUAUACCACACUCCAAGAUGAAUUUACCACACUCCAAGAUGAAAGUACCACACUCCAGGCUGAAAGUACCACACUUCAAGAUGAAAGUACCACACUUCAAGAUGAAAGUACCACACUUCAAGAUGAAAGUACCACACUCCAAGAUGAACGUACUACACUCCAAGAUGAAAGUACCACACUCCAAGAUGAAAGUACCACACUCCAGGCUGAAAGUACCACACUCCAAGAUGAAAGUACCACACUCCAAGAUGAAAGUACCACACUCCAAGCUGAAAGUACCACACUCCAGGCUGAAAGUACCGCACUCCAGGCUGAAAGUACCACACUCCAAGAUGAAAGUACCACACUCCAGGCUGAAAGUACCACACUCCAAGAUGAAAGUACCACACUCCAGGCUGAAAGUACCACACUCCAAGAUGAAAGUACCACACUCCAGGCUGAAAGUACCACACUUCAAGAUGAAAGUACCACACUUCAAGAUGAAAGUACCACACUCCAAGAUGAAUGUACCACACUCCAAGCUGAAAGUACCACACUCCAAGAUGAAAGUACGACACUCCAAGAUGAAAGUACUACACUCCAAGAUGAAAGUACCACACUCCAAGAUGAAUGUACCACACUCCAAGAUGAAUGUACCACACUCCAAGAUGAAAGUACCACACUCCAAGAUGAAAGUACCACACUCCAAGAUGAAAGUACUACACUCCAAGCUGAAAGUACCACACUCCAAGAUGAAUGUACCACACUCCAAGAUGAAUGUACCACACUCCAAGAUGAAAGUACCACACUCCAAGAUGAAAGUAUACUCCAAGCUGAAAGUACCACACUCCAAGCUGAAAGUACCAAACUUCAGGCUGAAAGUACCACACUCCAAGCUGAAAGUACCAUACUCCAAGCUGAAAGUACCACACUCCAAGAUGAAAAUACCACACUCCAAGAUGAAAGUACCACACUCCAAGAUGAAAGUACCACACUCCAAGAUGAAUGUACCACACCCCAAGCUGAAAGUACCACACUCCAAGAUGAAAGUACCACACUCCAAGCUGAAAAUACCACACUCCAAGCUGAAAAUACCACACUCCAAGAUAAAAAUACCACACUCCAAGAUGAAAGUACCACACUCCAAGAUGAAAGUACCACACUCCAAGAUGAAUGUACCACACUCCAAGAUGAAUGUACCACACUCCAAGAUGAAAGUACCACACUCCAAGAUGAAAGUACCACACUCCAAGAUGAAUGUACCUUACUCCAAGCUGAAAAUACCACACUCCAAGACGAAAAUACCACACUCCAAGAUGAAUGUACCACACUCCAAGAUGAAAGUACCACACUCCAAGAUGAAAGUACCACACUCCAAGAUGAAAGUACCAAACUCCAAGCUGAAAAUACCACACUCCAAGACGAAAAUACCACACUCCAAGAUGAAAGUACCACACUCCAGGCUGAAAGUACCACACUCCAAGAUGAAAGUACCACACUUCAAGAUGAAAGUACCACACUUCAAGUUGAAAGUACCACACUCCAAGAUGAAAGUACCACACUUCAAGCUGAAAAUACCACACUCCAAGAUGAAAGUACCACACUCCAAGAUGAAAAUACCACACUCCAAGAUGAAUGUUCCACACUCCAAGAUGAAAGUACCACACUCCAAGUUGAAAGUACCACACUCCAAAAUGAAUGUACCACACUCCAAGAUGAAAGCACCACACUCCAAGAUGAAUGUACCACACUCCAAGAUGAAUGUACCACACUCCAAGAUGAAAGUACCACACUCCAAGAUGAAAGUACCACACUCCAAGAUGAAAGUACCACACUCCAAGAUGAAAGUACCACACUCCAAAAUGAAAGCACCACACUCCAAAAUGAAAGUACCACAUUCCAAGCUGAAAGUACCACAUUCCAAGCUGAAAGUACCACACUCCAAGAUGAAUGUACCACACUCCAAGAUGAAAGUACCACAUUCCAAGCUGAAAGUACCAAACUCCAAGAUGAAAGUACCAAACUCCAAGAUGAAUGUACCACAUUCCAAGAUGAAUGUACCACACUCCAAGAUGAAAGUACCAAACUCCAAGAUGAAAGUACCACACUCCAAUAUGAAAGUACCACAUUCCAAGAUGAAUGUACCACAUUCCAAGAUGAAAGUACCACACUCCAAGAUGAAUGUACCACACUCCAAGAUGAAAGUACCACACUUCAAGAUGAAAGUACCACACUUCAAGAUGAAAGUACCACACUCCAAGAUGAAAGUACCACACUCCAAGCUGAAAGUACCACACUCCAAGAUGAAAGUACCACACUCCAAAAUGAAAGCACCACACCCCAAGAUAAAAAUACCACAUUCCAGGAUGAACGUACCACACCCCAAGAUCAAAGUACCAAAGUCCAAGAUGAAAGUACCACACUCCAGGUUGAGAGUACCACACUCCUGGCUGAAAGUACCACACUCAAAGUUGGAAGUACCAUACUCCUGGCUGGAUGUACCACAGUCCUGGCUGGAAGUACCACAAUCCUGGCUGGAAGUACCACACUCCUGGCUGGAAGUACCAUACUUCUGGCUGGAAGUACCACACUCCUGGCUGGAAGUACCACACUCCUGGCUGGAAGUACCACACUCCUGGCUGGAAGUACCACACUUCAAGAUGAAAGUACCACACUCCAAGAUGAAAGUACUACACCCCAAGAUGAAAAUACCACACUACAGGCUGAAAGUACCACACUCCAAGAUGAAAGUACCACACUCCAAGAUGAAAGUACCACACCCCAAGAUGAAAAUACCACACUACAGGCUGAAAGUACCACACUCCAAGAUGAAAGUACCACACUCCAAGAUGAAAGUUCUACACCCCAAGAUGAAAAUACCACACUACAGGCUGAAAGUACCACACUCCAAGAUGAAAGUACCACACUCCAAGAUGAAAGUACCACACUCCAAGAUGAAAGUACCACACUUCAAGAUGAAAGUACCACACUCCAAGAUGAAAGAAGAGUUACGUUAACCAGUGAAUCCCCUGGUCUCACUAUUGUACUGUUUGGAAACACCUCUGCUGUUCACUUUGAAGACACAAACAUACUACUAGGACCAAAGCAUGUUCUACCACUACAGGCCUGCUUACCUAGAGAAUCUAAAAUAUCUGGACAUGUUGUGUCAGUGUUCAACAUGCUUAACUUACAUCAAGAUGAUGAUGAUUCCCGAGUUCCUGUGGAGAACAUCACUGGUUGCUUAGUUAAUGAAAACAACAUCUAUUCCUUUAUCUUUGUUCUGCAACUGGGGCUUUUUACAGAUGGUGAUAAACUGGGACUCGAAUGGCUGCAAAAGACGUUUGGAGAAAAUGUUCUUCCCUUUGUGAUGAUUCUCUUUACGUAUGACAUAGAGGAGGAUUGUGACUCCAUCAUAGAUGAUCUAAAGAGAAACAGUGUACUAGAGCAACUGAUAAAUAAAUGUGGAGGCAGGUACCACACAUGCAGCAGGAGUAUGGAUAACCAAUCAGAGAUGAGAACACUGAUGGAGAAGAUUAACAGCCUGGUCUCAGAGAGAAACCAACACUGUUACACCGCUGAGAUGUACAACACAGCACUGAAGCUCAGAGAAGAUAAACAAGAACACAAGAGGAAGCAAGACUGCAGCUCUAAUCUUUACCAAGAAUCAGCAAAAGCAGAAUGGGAAGAAAAGACGGAGCAUGGAGAAGAAGAAUCUGGACCAAAAUGUGAAGAAAGGAAACAAACGGAGCAACUUUUAACCAGACUUCAUCUUCUGGACAAACAGAAACUAAAGACUUCAGAUGCUCUUCAACUAACUUUUCUUUCAUUAUAUUGCGAAGAACCUUGUGAAGAAAAAGAUCUGGUUCAAACCUUCCUACAAAGGUUGUUAAUGAUGGAUUACAGAGCAAGAUACAUCACCACCAAAGAAGAAGCCACUGCAUUAGACCCUCCUUCUGCAGAUAAAGUUGAAGAAGAAGGUGAUGCAUUUGAUAAGCUUGUUAGCCAAAAAGCUGCAUAUUUUGGAGGUGAGACAAAUCCUAUCCAUCCUAUGGAUCUACAGAUGGCGGUGUUCCACUGCUCAGACAGUUUCCUGAAGCAACUAAUAGUGACUAAACUCUCUCAGUGUCGGUACGCUCUGCCUCUACUGGUGCCAGAUCCAUUUACUGGAAAGAUCGAGUUUCCUCUGUGGACAAUUCGCCAAAUUAUUAAAAGUUGGAAAACCACUGACACUUCUGGUACCAAGAUCAGUAAAACCCAGCAUGUUUAUGAAGCAGAAACUCCAAUGGUGGCGUUCUUCAGGUUAGGAGACGUCUCAGCUUCCAAGUCUCAGCUGAUAAACAGCUUGAUCAAUGAGAAGCAUCAGACGUUCUUCCACAAACACUGUCCAGGCAGCAUUAAAAACCGUCUACUGAUGGAUGGAGUUGUGGAGAUUGCUUGGUACUGUCCAUCUGGAAAGGAAACUGAUCAUUUUACUCACUGUGUUGCUUUUUGUAAUCUACAUGGUGAUGCAGAAACCAGUAAAGAACAACUGGAUAUUCUGACUGAAAUGUCGUCUGUAAAUGUUGUUCUUUUAUCUGAUCCUAAAAAUGAAAGAAAUAAGGAGAUGCUACAGAAGCUUCUGAAAGACCCCAAACCACUCAUCUGUCUCCUUUCUGAGGAUCAAUCAGGUGUCAGUAGGAUUGGGAAUGUAAAAUACAGAAUUGGUUUGAAAGACAGAAAUCAGUCAGAUGUAUCUAAGAACCUCAGAACAACCAUCACAGACUGUUUGUCCAAGUCAUAUUCAAACUUUACACUUGAGAAUUUAAACAAAAACAAUGACAUCAGCACAGAUGAAGAUGAUCCUGAAUGCAGGAAAGGAAAAGAAGCUGCACUAGAGAUAAUAAAACUACUGGAGAGGAAGGAAAUCUCCACAUUAAAGGAAACACACCUGCCCUGUCAAGGGAAGCUCUGGUAUGAGUGGUGUCAGAUAAACAAAGACUCACAUCGACUUCAAGGAAACAAUUUAGAAAUGCAAAAGAGUGAAAAACAAACACAAAUGAAACAAAUCCGUGAACAACAACAAAAAAUUGGCCAAUCAGACUUUAUGAAAAAAUUUAUUUCCUCACUAAAUUCUCUAUCAGGAAAUGAAAAAUCAUUUUUUAUUAAAUGGCUUGAGAUUCUACUGGACAAACAAACCUCAGAUGAUCUUUCAGAUCUUCAUCACAAGUACAAUGAAACAUGGACAAGGGUUUUAGAACAUAAGAAGAAGCAUGACACAUCAGAAAGAGAAAAGAUGAAGGCUGAGCAAACAGAACUUGAGAAAAUAUCUAAAAAACUGAAUGCAGCAACAUUUGGUCUGGAACACAUCUUCAGAGAGAUGGGUCAGAUAUAUGAGUCAGGGAAGAAAACAUCUGAAAAAAGAAGUAUCUUGAAUCUCCCUGAACUUGUUGCAGAACUCAUAAAUUCUGGUCUUCCAAUGGAGUUGAUGGAUGGUGAUGCUGCUCAUGUUCCUCUGAUUUGGGUUUCAGCAGUUCUAGAUGAACUCAUAAAGAAACUGGGAGACCAGAAAGUCUUUGUGCUGUCAGUUCUAGGGAUUCAGAGCUCAGGAAAAUCCACCAUGCUGAAUGCCAUGUUUGGACUUCAGUUUGCUGUCAGUGCUGGAAGGUGCACCCGAGGAGCCUUCAUGCAGCUGGUCAGAGUAUCAGAGGAGAUGAAGGAGCAGCUGAAGUUUGACUACGUUCUUAUUGUAGAUACUGAAGGGCUUCGAGCACUUGAGCUUGCAGGAAAAUCCACUCACCAUCAUGAUAAUGAACUUGCAACAUUUGUUGUAGGUCUUGGAAAUCUGACUUUGAUCAACAUAUUUGGUGAGAACCCUGCUGAGAUGCAGGAGAUUCUUCAGAUUGUUGUUCAGGCCUUCCUGAGAAUGAAGAAGGUCCAACUAAAUCCCAGAUGUAUGUUUGUCCAUCAGAAUGUUGGUGACGUCACAGCUGGAGAGAAGAACAUGGAGGGCAGGAGACGUCUACAGGAGAAACUGGAUGAAAUGACAAAAUUAGCUGCUAAAGAGGAAGACAGUGAAGCUGAGUGCUUCAGUGAUGUUAUUGCUUUCAAUGUACAAGAUGAUGUUCAGUAUUUUGCACAGAUCUGGGAGGGCAGCCCACCAAUGGCUCCACCAAACCCCUCAUACAGUGAAAAUGUUCAGAAGCUAAAGAGAGCUAUUUUCACAAAUGCUACCAAGUCUCAUAGUAUGAAGCUCUCAGAGUUUAAAUCCCGCAUCAGUGAUCUGUGGACGGCUCUACUGAACGAGAACUUUGUUUUUAGCUUCAGAAACACACUGGAGAUUGCAGUCUACAGGAAACUAGAAACUGAGUUUGGAAAAUGGACCUGGUCCCUCAGAAGUGCCAUGUUAGAACAUGAAGAAAAACUGCACAACACAAUUAAAAACAGAAAACUGCAAAAGAUUGAGGACAAAGACCUUUAUGAUCACAUGAAGAAGACCAAAGAAGAAGUGGAGAAAUCAAUGAAAUGUUACUUUGAAAAGGACAAGGACAAAGACAUUUUAAUUCAGUGGAAAGUGAGAUGUGAACAGAGAAUUAAACAACUUCUUGAAGAUCUUGUUAAAAAAGCAAAAACAAACCUGAAUGAUUUACUUCAACAGCAAAAAGCUCGAGAAGCUUUUGAUCACAAAAAGACAGAGUAUGAUGAAAAGCUCUUCAAUAUGAGUAAAACACUUGCUCUACAACUAAAAAGCACAAAAACUGAUGAACGAGUCCUCAGACAGGAAUUUGAUAAAGUGUGGAACAAAUGGGUCACUGCUCUAACACAAGACACACCUGUAGAGAAAUCUUUUGAUUUUUGGGAGGAUGUGAUACAGAUUCUGUCUGAAGGUAAUGAACAAGCUGCUGUGUAUGAGCGAAUAUCUCAGGAAGAUUACACAAAGAUACACAGACUGGGUGAUUAUUCAUGCUACAUUUUAGAGAAAUCAAUGCUACAGCAAGGUUUUGAUUAUGUUAAGUCUGUAUUUACACAAGAUGAAAUGAGUUAUUUUGAAGUCCAGGAGUCAGUGACAAAUCUAAUCAGCAAGGUCAUCCAAGAAUCUGAGAAAUUAGUCAAGAAGAUCUGCAGCAAAAUUACAGGACUAGGGUACAAAAACAGCUACAUUCAGGAAAUAACUGACCAUGUCAAACACAGAGUUGAGCAAUAUCACAAUGAGAACAAGAAAAUAAAACUGAAGAAGGAAUUCACUCUGGAUCUCUGUCUUCAUGUGUGUAAAUUUGCAGAUUCUAAAUUCACCAAGAUCCACCAACAGUUCAGAGAUGAAAAUGAUGUAAAAUUGUACCUAGAAAAGCAGAAACCACAAUAUUACAGCAUCUUCAAAAACUACUGCAGAGGAGCAACAACCACAACAGUAUUUGGUGAACUUGUCUACAACAAUCUUGUACCAGCCAUCCUGGAAGCAGCCUGCAAUAAAACUGCUAUUGAUCUGUCAACACAGAUGAGAUCAGACAUGCCAGAAUUUAAUGGUAACAGGUCACAGCUUGAGAAACACAUCCUGAAAUCUCUGGCAGAGCAGGAGAACUUUGAGAAGUACAUUGAGCACAUCCACCGUCCCAAGAAACACUUUGAACAGUUUAUUACAGAAAACGUUGAUAAAUACAUCACUGAAAAUAACAGUGAGGUUCUGAAUCUUCUCAAAGGAAAUCUGAAACACAAAGAGCAGAAAGUGAUGAACGCUGUGAACAUCACAACUGAAGAAGUGAAGAAGAGCAGUGGUGAUGCAAACAUGUGGCUGAGAAGUUUGAAGAAUUCACUAACAGAUGAGCUGAGCUUAAAAGAAAUAACCUGCACUGGUCUGGAGGAAAUUACAGAUUUAGAUUUUCUUCAGCAGGUUGUGUGUGAAGGUCUCACAAAGAUGAUGUCAGAACAACAUAAAAGCUUCAACAGUGUAACAGACAUCAACAUGGAGAAGUUCAGGAAGAAACCAGAUGAGAUUCUGAUUGAACAUCUCUGUAAAUGCUGCUGGGUUCAGUGUCCAUUCUGUAAAGCCGUCUGCACCAACACAAUGGAGAAUCAUGAUGGAGAUCACAGUGUCCCCUUCCACAGAGUAAUUGGAAUCGUAGGAAGUUAUUACAGAAAUACAUCAAUUCUAUUUACUAAUAUUUGCACAACUGUAGCACAAAGUAAUAAAGGUUUCUACACCAAUCAUGAUUCAGAUGUGUCAGUACCCUACAAAAAUUACAGAAGAGCAGGAAGAGAAUUUGCUAAGUGGAGCAUCACCCCUGAUAAUUCAGAGCUCCCAUACUGGAAGUGGUUUGUGUGCAGAUUCCAAACAGACCUGGAAAAGUACUAUGGUAAAUUAUUCCAGGGACACGGAAAGAUUCCCACUGAAUGGGGAAACUGUACAAAAAAAGAAGCUAUAGAGAGUUUGGAUAAAUACAUCUGAAGAAUAAGACACACAUGCAACCGAUAUAUGUGUACACACACAUAUAUAUAGUCGUACUUAUAUAAUUAUUUAUAAUAUAUAUAAUCACAAUCAUUUAUAAUAUAUAUAAUCACAUAUAAUCAUUAAUAAUAUAUGUAAUAUCACAUAUAAUCAUUUUGAGUUUUAUGG
Messenger RNA from Trichomycterus rosablanca, 9405 nucleotides. RefSeq names its product interferon-induced very large GTPase 1-like. Bases 1 to 9237 code for a protein of 3078 amino acids. Gene Ontology annotation, molecular function: GTP binding. The transcript has 4 exons. NCBI's taxonomy places the organism in Eukaryota, Metazoa, Chordata, Actinopteri, Siluriformes, Trichomycteridae. The record is from RefSeq and is a predicted model, not a curated record.